This is a messenger RNA of Micropterus dolomieu (smallmouth bass), 3757 nucleotides long. Its product is annotated as ADP-ribosylation factor-binding protein GGA3-like. NCBI's taxonomy places the organism in Eukaryota, Metazoa, Chordata, Actinopteri, Centrarchiformes, Centrarchidae. The transcript is spliced from 16 exons. Gene Ontology annotation, biological process: vesicle-mediated transport; intracellular protein transport. The record is from RefSeq and is a predicted model, not a curated record. Gene Ontology annotation, molecular function: small GTPase binding; phosphatidylinositol binding; ubiquitin binding. Gene Ontology annotation, cellular component: trans-Golgi network. The coding region runs from base 110 to 1942 and encodes 610 amino acids.
GCGUGAGUGUCACAUGCCACUGACAGGCAGUUUGACACCUUCGCUUCCCCCAAAAGGACGCACACAGAUCAGCCACUAAUCUCUCUGGACCUGCAGGAGACGGACGGCAAUGGCGACCGAUGCCAACCAGGCAACUUUGGACUUAUUGCUCAGCCAAGCCACAGACCCGAAAAAUCAGGAGGACAGAUGGGACUGCAUCCAGGGCUUCUACCAGCUCGUUAACGAAGAGACUGAUGGCCCACAGGUAGCCAUUCGUCUUCUUGCCCAUAAAAUCCAGUCACCACAGGAGAAAGAGGCUUUGCAGGCUCUCACUGUUCUCGAGGCAUGUAUGAACAACUGUGGAAAGAGGUUCCACAGCGAGGCCGCCAAGUUUCGCUUUCUCAAUGAGCUCAUCAAAGUUUUAACACCAAAGUACUUUGGCGCGUGGACUCCGCAGAAAGUUAAAGACAGAGUGACGGAGGUCCUCUACGGCUGGACUCUUUGGCUUAAAGAAGAACCCAAGAUUCAGGAAGCCUACUGCAUGCUCAAGAAACAAGGUAUUGUGAAGAAAGAUCCCAAACUGCCAGACACCGUUAUAAUGGCGCCUCCACCACAGAGAACCACAGAAUCAGUUUUUGACCAGGAGGAAAAGGCCACGCUAUUAGCAAGAUUAUUGAAAAGUGGCCGUCCUGAAGACCUGGAAACUGCCAACAGACUCAUUAAAAGCACCAUCCAAGAGGAGCAGGAGAAGGCAGAGAAAGUGUCAAAGCGUGAAUCUACUCUGAAAGAAGUGGAGAGCAGCACCAAACUGCUCAGAGAACUACUGGACACGCACACAAUCGCUGGAACCUCGUUAGAGCUGAGUGAUGACGUGAAGACCCUUUACGAGCGCUGUGAUCAGCUGAGGCCCAGCCUGUUCCGCCUGGCCAGCGAGACGACCGACGACGACGCAGCUCUGGCACAGAUCCUGGCGGCUAACGACGAGCUUACACUCGUAGUAAAUGCCUACAAAGACCGAGUGGGGAGGAGAGAGUGUAACGGUGGAAGAGGAAGAAGUAGAAGUGAGGAAGAAAUGGAGGGUAAAAAUAAUGCUCCAAAGAGUCCCAGAGAGAUUAAAAGCUACCACCUCAUCGACCUGUCAGCACUGGACUCUCCACAGACACACAGAAAAGCUGAUUCACCACCAUCCUUCAAAUCCUCCUCACCCAUGUUUUCCUCCCUUCUCGGAAGUACCUUCCACUCAGUGGCUGACCAAGACUUUAAUUUAUUCGAGUUAGAUAAUCUGAUCCCAAAACAGACUCAGGAGACUUCAAGGUCAUAUUAUGAAGAACUGCUGCAGCUUAAUGAAGAGAUUCAGAUGACAAAUGCGGGGCAGAAUGGAGGGAGAGGCCCUUUGUUGAGAGCCCGUGGAUGUGGGGGGAGCAGUGCUACAUCGAAUGAGACUAACAUUUGGUCACCCCCACAGAGUCAACUCAACAAAGUGUUGGGAUCUCCAGUGAAAUUGGAGGAGAGCUCUUGUCCCCAACAAGUCCUGAACAACAUCUUUGUUCCAAUGGAGACCAUCAAAUCUAGUAAUCUUGAGCCAAUCACUUUAUUCGAUCAGGGCGGGAUCCAUGUCUCCCUUCAUUUUGCUAAAGACUCUCCGCCGGGUCAUCCAGGUGUUGCUGUGGUUGUCAUCUCCACAGUGAACACAUCUGCCCUUGAUGUGAAAGACUUCCUGUUUCAAGCUGCUGUCCCAAAGACCAUGUUAAUGAAACUUCAGCCUGCGUCAGGGACACACCUACCUGCUUACAACCCUCUCCUGUCUCCGCCUGCCAUCUCCCAAGUCGUCCUAUUGGCUAAUCCUCAGAAGAAAAAGGUGCGUCUACGCUACAAGUUGACUCUGACACAAGGAGACAAACAGCUGAGCGAGACCGCAGAGAUUCACAACUUUCCAGACUGGACCUCUUUGAUUAACCACUAAAAACUUAAGAGACUUGGAUUUAAAAAAAAAACAACAAAAAACCCCAAAGAAACCUCUGAAAUUAAGGUUUUGAACCCAGUGAGAAAGAAAAUCGAAGGUGGGAAAGUUGUGGCCAUGCCUACAGUUGAUCAUCAUGAGGUAAACAAAGUCUAUCAUUUCUGAAUUUUGUAACAUAGUUUCAAGUAUGAUGCAUACCGAGAAAUAAUUACAGGAUUUAUAUUAUUCUAAAAAAGUGGGUAACAUUUCAGGUGGGUUGGUGCAUCCCUGAUUGUACCUGAUUCAGGUAUUCUGCUGUGGUGUCUUAAGUGUGGUGUUUCUGCUGCCUGUUGUUCAAGUGCAGUUUGAUGACACAGUAUGUUCACUGCAACCAUGUGAAUGCUGACAUGUAGCUGGUCUUCAUAUGAAAUUUGGUAUUUAUUUGCCAUUGUGGAUUUGUGACAUUCAAAAUUACCAAAGUGUCUUAAGAUAGUGGGUGUUUUCAAUAUGUAUUUAUUUUAAGAAUGUGGCUGCUUUAAAGAAUGUAUGUGUGCAUGUGAGAAACCUUCAGAGAUCUAUAUUUGGAUGUAAUUUGUUGUGCCUUUGUUUUAGUUUUUUUUGCUUUGGGUUGUAUAAUUGCUGAAAAGCGUAAUGGUACCAUUGCACUGAUGUUACAUUUUAUACAAGUUGGUGGCCAAGAGCUCUAAACACUGCAACUUAAAACACAAGCAAAUAAAGGAAAGAUCUUCACCACUGUGCCAAAAACAUGGGCAACAUUUAGAAAAAAGAAAAAACUAAAUUCUGCAAAUAGAUUAAGCACAAGCAAAUCAAAAAACACUUUUUCCAAUUUGACAACACGUGGAAUAAAAGAAAUGUGCUGCAUAUACAGAAACACAGCAAAUAGAGAAAUUUCCGCAGGACAGUAAAAACUGAUGUCUGCUAAAUAAUGACGUUAAAACAAGCAAAGAAUGUUUACUUUAGUUUUAACUUUGUUUUAACAGAUAACGGCUUCACCUAUUUGUUACCUUGUUCUCAUUAGUUGCAUGUUCACCAGUGUUGCAGUAUGUUCAGUUGGCAAAAUGACUGCCUGUAUGAGAGAUGACAUGUUAUGAUGUAGUGGGACAAAGUGGGGGCUCUUAUUGUGAAAAAAACUGUUCAGUGUUGUGAACAUGGCCAUCGCCAAUAAAGACAUAAGUGUAGGGUUUCAAGAUGAUGCUUGAAUAAUUUCAAAAGGUUGUCUUCCUGUCCAUUAACAUUUUAGUGUUUUGUUUUUUUUCUCACAAUAAGAGCUCCCACUUCCUUCCCAAUACAUGAGAACAUGUAAACUCUUAAACAGGAAGUUAAUUGACCAACUGAAUAUUAUGCAACCAGAAUGAAAAUAUUAACAUUUAAUGCAGCCCAGAAACUUCUAUUCUGUUGUGACUUUAUAAUUUGCUUGUGUUUUAUUUAUUUAUUUUAGCAGUUUGACAAAACAGACUUCACAUUUAUAAGUAAAAGUUCUUAAUUUUCUUGUAGUGGUUUCUUACGUUUCAGUGGGUUGAGCUCUCUCAGCCACCACAGAGUUUAGACUGUUUGGUUAACUCGUCUACGUUACUGUUCAUAUGACCAGAUCAGUGUUUCCUGAUGAGUUGUUUUGUACUGUGAAACAUAAUAAUUUGAACCCAGAGCAACAAAUUAACCUGCUUAAUCGUUUAUAAGUGUUAAGUUCAAAACAGGCAGCACUUUGUCAGAAGAUUUCAAUUGAAUUGCAGCCAAUUUUAAUAUUGUUUUUGAAUGCUUGUCUGCCUGUGAGUCCAACACUGUCUGUCAUAUGUCAUAAAUAAAUACAAAUACAUGUGA